Messenger RNA from Drosophila navojoa, 1866 nucleotides. It is a transcript of the gene wun2, whose product is annotated as wunen-2. NCBI's taxonomy places the organism in Eukaryota, Metazoa, Arthropoda, Insecta, Diptera, Drosophilidae. Gene Ontology annotation, biological process: signal transduction; phospholipid dephosphorylation; phospholipid metabolic process. Gene Ontology annotation, molecular function: phosphatidate phosphatase activity. The record is from RefSeq and is a predicted model, not a curated record. Gene Ontology annotation, cellular component: plasma membrane.
AACGCGUAAACAUCAUAAUAAUUAUGAGUAUUUAAGCAACCUCAACGAAGUGCAGUGGAAACGCAGAAUCGUACAUAAAAACGAAUUCAAAAUCAAGUACAAAUUAUUUUAGACUAAUUAAAAAGAGCAAAAAGUGAAAAGUUGUCCGUUAUUUGUGCGGUGCCAGCAGAAUUUAAGUAAUAUUUCGCAAUUCCUAAGUGAAACGCCUCUAGCCGAAAAAAGUCAGUUUUUGUUUACUCUACAUUAUCGAUCGCCGCGUUUCUCAUUUGCGGAACGCCGUCGCUUAUCACUAGGCCAGGAAGGCAACGCUCGUGCCUUUCCCAAUACCCGAAUCAGUUUCAGCCAAAGUAAAUAGAAAACGAGGCGAGUCCAUUAGCGUUUGCCCAAAUAUUUGAGGCUCUCCUUCUCUGUGCUGAUAACGAUGCCCACACACAUUGCCGGCAAGGUGCAAUAGAGCCACGCCUACACCAUGAGCAGCCUUCGGCCUGCUAGUGUCUGCGAUACGACGCCGCUGCAACGCUUCGAGAGCCAAAGCAGCAGCGGCGAGGAGCCGUCCUCGCCAACAGCGGCUAGCAUCAUAGCAGCCGCCACUUCUGCAGCCAUGCCCAACUCCUCGAACUCCCAACAACACCAACACCAACACCAACACCAGCAGCAGCAGCAGCAGGAACAGCACCACAACAACAAUAAUAAUAUUAGCAACAAUGUAAAAGUUGAUUUACAGCUGCCGCCAUUCGUGGGGGGUACAGCGGGCGCAGGGCGAGGAGCACGCGGACAGAAAGCAGCUGACUCCAAGCCACGAGAGCGCGGCACGGCUCACAUCUUUAGGCGCAUUGCAGUGGACUUUAGCCUGCUUGGCUGCGCCGGCUUGACCAUGGUUGUCUUAUCGUCAUGCUGUGAGCCGCAUUCGCGCGGGUUCUUCUGCAAUGAUCUCUCUUUGAGGCAUCCCUAUAAAGAGUCCACCAUAAAGAGCUGGAUGCUGUAUCUGAUGUGUGGGGUGCUGCCCAUAUCUAUGAUUUUACUGGUUGAAUUCUAUAGGGCACAGGACUGGACUAGGCUUUCGCAUCACAACCAACUGCAUAGCAGUGGCUACUUUUUGUGCCACAUGGAGCUGCCACACUGGGCGGUGGACAGCUAUCGUAUGAUUAGCACCUUCUUCUUUGGCCUGGGCAUCGAGCAGUUGACAACGGACAUAGCCAAAUAUACCAUUGGACGACUGCGACCCCAUUUCUUCACACUCUGUCAGCCUGUGCUGCCCGACGGCACCACUUGCAAUGAUUACGUCAAUGAGGGUCGCUACAUUGAGGACUACGUCUGCACGGCCAAGGACAUAAGUGCGAAGCAGCUGAAGAGCAUGCAUCUCUCUUUCCCCAGUGGUCAUUCGAGCUUUGCUUUCUUCUCCAUGAUCUACAUUGUGAUUUACUUGCAGCGACGCAUGAAAUGUUCGCGUUUUCGAAUGUUGCGACACCUGUUGCAGUUCCUCUUAAUAAUGUUCGCCUGGUACACGGCCCUGACGCGUGUCUCCGACUACAAGCACCACUGGUCGGAUGUGUUAGCUGGCGGCUCCAUAGGCAUUGUCUAUGCGUUCCUAGUGACAUCGACAUUUUGGUAGGCUGGCCAAAUCGAACUUAGUUCAAAGUCUUAAUCAAUAUUUGGCUUUCAAAUUUGACGUGCAAGGAUAGCAAGGAUAGUUUUACGCCUGCGUACAACUUUAUUUAUAACAGUAUCUGCGAAUAUGGCGCAUAUAUCUGCAUAUUUAUGCAUGUGCUACUUAUGUACAAUGUACAGUAUCUCUAUUCCUAUGUGUAGGUGUGUUUUAUCUAUAUUUUUACUUAAUAAAAUUUUAAUGUGUAUGUCAAAAACGAA